Messenger RNA from Triplophysa rosa, 1107 nucleotides. It is a transcript of the gene mansc1, whose product is annotated as MANSC domain containing 1. NCBI's taxonomy places the organism in Eukaryota, Metazoa, Chordata, Actinopteri, Cypriniformes, Nemacheilidae. The transcript has 3 exons. The record is from RefSeq and is a predicted model, not a curated record. The coding region runs from base 1 to 1107 and encodes 368 amino acids.
AUGUCUGUCAUCCGGACGAGUCUGCUGCUCGCGUGCGUCCUGCUACACGCCUGUAGCGUGACGUCGGAGUCUGACAGAGAGACGUGUUAUUCCCGACAACAUCGAGGUGUUACUGUGAACAUACGUUUGGCUCUGACGAAGGGAACGGUGAUGAUUCCCCAAAAGAAGCCGUCAGAGAAAGACUGCAUCCUGACCUGCUGCUCAGAAGAUGUGAAGCCAGGUGUGAAAUGUAAUCUGGUUGUGUAUAAGCCAGUAGAAGAGUCCAGCGGUGAAAACUGUCAUCUGUUCAACUGUCCGAGCGAGCAGGACUGUCCGCUCAUGGCCGCUGAAGCUGGAGUCAACACCUACAACAUAUUCAGAGGUUUAACUCAUCCAACAACUAAAGUUAAUGGAAGAACCACAGCCAAACCUGCGACUGCUGUAAACACACAACUGAGCACCACAACACCACGAACAACAACAAUCACAGCAGCACCUACAACACCACAAACCACAACAUCAACACAACAAACCACAACCACCAUCACAACAUCGGCAGCAGAGACCGAAGAAGAGCCGACCGAGACACAUGUUAUACUUCAAACCACACAUAUGACCAGCACUACAACCACCACACAACCUACAACAACACAAAGCACAAGCACCGUCACCAAAGCACGAGCCCACCAGCGGCCUGCUGUCAAACCCAACAGAAAACCCAACAAACCCAUGAGGGGUCCGGAAUCACAUUCAUUCAAGCCCACCAAAGCCAAAACCCCCACGACACAGCCAACAACUACAACUCCCACCACAACCACUAUCACCACCACGACAACAACCAGCACCACCAUCACGACAUCAUCAUCAGCGGUGUCUCCGGCGAGUGCAGGGACUCCUGUGGUUCUGCUGGACAUCGAGUCAAAACAGCGAGCUGUGGAUGUGUCCUCUGCUCCGGGGAAGAACAGAUUCUCACGCAUGAUGUGGAAGAACAGUCUGGUGGCCGUCGUGGUGAUCACCUUAAUCUUUCUCCUUCUCAUUCUGGCUUUGGUGGCUCGUAAAGCGAUGGAGUCCUUCGACCGGCGUCACUACACCAGACUGGAACUCAAUGACCUUCAUUAUGAAGUUUGA